AUGUCUCCACCUCCGUCCAAAGCGAUCGCUGCGGCGGCCGGCAUGCUGAGGAGCCGAGUGAGGGCGGCGGUGCGCACGAGGGGAGGCGGUGGCGGCGAGGGGGCGGGGCGGUGGACGAGCCCGGGGACGCAGGAGCGGCCGAACGGGUACCUCUUCAACCGGACGCCGCCGCCGCCGGGUGAGUCGCGGAAGUGGGAGGACUGGGAACUCCCUUGCUACAUCACCUCUUUCCUCACCAUCAUCAUCCUCGGCGUCGGCCUAAACGCCAAGCCCGACCUCACCCUCGAGACCUGGGCCCACCAGAAGGCCCUCGAGCGCCUCCAGCAACAGCAGGUCGCCUCCGAUGAGUGA
Molecule: messenger RNA, 351 nt
Organism: Phoenix dactylifera (date palm)
Lineage: Eukaryota; Viridiplantae; Streptophyta; Magnoliopsida; Arecales; Arecaceae
Source: RefSeq, a predicted model, not a curated record